ACAGAUCGAUUAAGCUAUAAGCCCAUAAUCAGACGAAAGCCGCUGCUUAAUUGUUGUUGCUUCCUCUUAAACAUGAAGCAAAAAAUAGUUAUCAAGGUGCAAAUGAGCAGCGAAAAAUGCAGAACCAAGGCCAUGAAGAUUGCCGUAACAGCAGAUGGUGUGAGCUCAGUGGCAAUACAAGGGUCAGAAAACGAUCAGUUGGUGGUGAGUGGCGAAGGUGUUGACCCGGCUAACUUGACUUGCUUGCUAAGGAAGAAGCUUUGCCCUGCCACCUUAUUGAGCGUCGAAGAAGUGAAGGAAAAAGGGGAAGAAAAGCCGGAGAAAAAACCGGAAGUUCAUAGUUUUAGCUACUUGCCACAGUUUCCAGUGUAUCAUCAAUUAUAUCAACCAAAUCCCAACUACUAUGUCUAUGAAAACGCCUACGAUCCGUAUCCAGCAGAUAACUGCUCCAUCAUGUGAUCGUACGCUGAUUUCCCUCUCCUUCAAUCAAUCCCUGGCCCCAGCAACCUUUGUUUCUGUUAAGUUUGGCGCACUAUAUAUGUUGCUUCUAGUGUCACCUUGGAGCGUACGUGUUAGAUUAAAGGUCUUUUGGCCAUUGGCUGGAAUAACAAAUAAGCUAGUGUUUUAGCAA
Messenger RNA from Corylus avellana, 631 nucleotides. NCBI's taxonomy places the organism in Eukaryota, Viridiplantae, Streptophyta, Magnoliopsida, Fagales, Betulaceae. The record is from RefSeq and is a predicted model, not a curated record.